AGGAGUUUCACAGACACUUGUCAAUUUCCAUUCCGAGCAGUGAAUUUUUAGUUUCUUUAAUUUUUGUUUCUGUUUUAUCCUCUUUCAAUUCUUUUAAACUUAUUUCAGUUAUAAACAAGGUCAGGGGCUCCAGGUGAGGCUUCAUGGCAUUUUGAAGCGUAUCAACAGUGAGGAGCUUCGCAACAGGGUGACGAGCUGGCAGAGGAUACUCGCGAGUGCCUCGUCCAGGUUCAAGGCGUAUUCGAACGACCAGAAUGACGUGACAGUCGAGCCGGAGACAGUAGAACCGUAUAAAGCCUCCGGCGCAUUAGCAAUGGAGGAAGAGGCGAAGGCAGAACUGAAACUCCUCACCCCUGUGGAGGAGAAUCCUCCACGGACCAAAUCACCUGUUCAGCAAUGGGUCGACGCAAUUCCUGUUAAUGAAACACCUAGGAGGGAAGAAGAAAUGCCACCGAUUAAUGAGGAUGAUGUGAAUGACGUGGAAGUCGAAAGUCUUACUCUAGGAGCAGAAGCUCCUGGUGUGUCAUGUCCUAGGCCGUAUCCUUCAUUUCAUGUUACAAAUGCGUGCGGAGGAAGCGAUGCGGGGAGCCAUUGUUCGAGUAUGGAAUCCCUCUUGGAGGCUCGUAAACCGGAUCCGGAGGAGCUGCUCUUCGAGCUCGGCUUCGGCGGUUCCGAAGAGCCAAACAUGAUUUCCAGGAUCCCAUCGAGGUUUUUACAGCCGUCAAAGCUCAAAGGCAUCUCGAUCGACGAUUUUCUCAAGCAUCAACAGCUGAUGAUGCACACGUUUCAAUCCGGUUCGAGCGGCUACAGAGGACUCACAGGGCCAUCUCACGCCAUGCCUUCAGGCAUCGUUGGGAAGAUAAUGGAUCGGUUGCGGGAAGCCGAAGCGGAGCGUCAACACCACAUUCAGCAGCAGCAACAAUACCAGCAGCAGUUCCAACAGCACCAGUUUGCAGGUCAGCAGGUGGGCUAUAGCUCCAAGCUCGCUCGUUUGGCCCACAACCUCAUCCAGAAAAUAAAGUGCGUGAAAGAAGUGAGCGUUCUAAGCCCAGAGAACCGGAAUUGGUACGAAAGCCAGGGAGACAAGUCUCCAGAGCCGUCGAACAAAAGAAUCAUAAUAGGCCAGCAGUCUUUCACAUUUUCAAAGGACGGCAGCCUCAUCGAAUCGUCAAACAUGGAAAAAACGGGAAGCAGUUCGGAAUGCGCUAGCAGGACAGAAAGUGCGCAAGGGCAGGAGGUUGGCAAGGGUGAAAGCGAAGAAAAAAGUGAUAAAGGGACCAAAUGCGAUGAUCAGCCUUCUACCCACACACAAAGUUCCUCGAAUUUAAAUUCAUUUGAAAUCGAACAGCUUCAAGUGGAAUAUAAAAGUCUCAGUGGAUUAGUAACAGAAUUGAGUGAUUAUUCUACAAAAAUUGGAUCUGAAGAAGAGUUUUUCAACAUGUCACAUGAUGAGAGGAAACAAUUGCAAGUCGGUGUUAUCGAAGCAGCUCUCAACACGUACCAAAAACGUCUCAGGGAACUUGAUUUUAGAUCGCAUUUCAGAGGUCUGCUCAACGGUCAGUUGAACAAAGUCACGGAUCUUUUAGAUGCAAACUCUUCCCCGAGCGUCGCCACGAUAAUCAAAGAGAUGACGUGUCUUCUAAGACACCAGGAAAAUUUAAAACAAGAGCUGACCCUACACAAGGAUCCGAACUUGCUCAAUUACGAUGAGCCGAUGUCCUGACGCUCGGUCUUAACAUAGACGGCUGUUCAUUUCGAGGAUUCAGGGUAGACAAGUCUGAAAUGACUUUAAAUACAAAAGAAAUCAGGGAACCAGGGUUUUCGAGCAUUUCAACAGGGUCGUAAUCUCUACGGGAGAUUUUCGUCGAUUGUUUUGAAUUUUUUUCAGUUUUUUCAAAACAGAAAGCUCGGUGAUAAGGAGAAAGAACGGACUUCGUUCAUGCACUGUAUUUUAAUGAUAUUUAUAGUAGUUUAUCUCAAAGAUGUAUUUAAAAAAAUAUAUAUGUAUUUAAAAAUUUAACAAAAAGAAGCUUUAAAUGUCUAUUUUUAACUCUUAAGGGAAAUUUUUUGGUCUAAAUUCUGUGAUGGAUAAAAUCAAACACAAUAAGAAGUAGAAUUGGGAAAAGGGUCUUUUUAUUUUAUUUUAUAAUUAUUUAAAAAAAGAACGUUAUAUAUUAUUAUAUUAAAAAUCAAUUUAUAUUUUAUAAAAAGUAAAGCCUUGAUACAAAAUUAAAUCAAUAUAGUUUUACAAAACCCUAAAAGAUGUGGGUAUUUAAUCAAAGUCAAAAUUCCAAUCUUAACCCAAUGCUACUUCUUUAGCGUAUUUCUAUUUUCUAAGUGUUAGUUUUAUUAUCUAUUGUACAUACAUAAAUUUUAAAAUAGGCCUAAGGGUCAUGUUGUGUUUGUA
Cimex lectularius (bed bug) is the source of this 2407-nucleotide messenger RNA. It is a transcript of the gene olf186-M, whose product is annotated as sperm-specific antigen 2. Bases 314 to 1723 code for a protein of 469 amino acids. Gene Ontology annotation, molecular function: signaling receptor binding. NCBI's taxonomy places the organism in Eukaryota, Metazoa, Arthropoda, Insecta, Hemiptera, Cimicidae. The record is from RefSeq and is a predicted model, not a curated record. The transcript is spliced from 14 exons.